AUGGCUCUUCCAGAACCCAACGGCGACGGCGACGGUGUUGAUGUUGGCGUUGAUGUUGGUGUUGAGGUCGAUGUUCGCGACACAGGCGAUGUGCCUGACGUGGCAGACGCCUUCCUCAAUCAGUCGUACCUCACAUACAUCAUCCCCUCCACAACCAAAUUCGAUCCCGAGGAAGCGCUCCAGCAAGACGGCGGUUCAAUAGAGAGCAACAUCUCCAGCAUCGAGCAACGCGACCAGCUGUUCUUUGAUGAGACCGUCGACGUGUACUUUAUUCUUCGUGCGCCCUACUCUGACGAUCAGACUCUCCGCUCGCACCUGCGCCGCCUCGUCAUUAACCUCGACACCCACAUCGUAAACGGCGCCAUCACUGACCGAGACGGGGCCGCCCCCGCGUCCGAAACGAUCUACACUGGUGCCGUCGAGGAUGUGGAGCAGGUUGUUGUGGUUGCGGAAGAGCCGCAAGGAGAGGAGGGCCAAAGACGUGCUUAUGCUGUCUGGAAGUGCCCGGUGUUCUUAAGCCGCCCCAGGAUGCGGCUACAGCUGCCGUCGGUUGUGUUUACGGGGACUGCGAAUCUUAAGAUGGACACCGCGGAUUCUGGUCAACUUGGCGCCCUAGGUGAGGGAUACAUGCAGAGCUGUAUGCCGUCGGGAAUGAACGUGCUCGAGUCGUUUGCGAACGAUCCGUUUCUGGGUGGCACCGCACCUCGACUAUCUGCCCAGAGGGUGUCCAGAGUAGCACCCCUUACCAAACCAAAAGACGCCCUUCACCGUAUAAGCGGACUACAAAACCUCAAACUGAGGAUCUAUCCGGUUCUCCACACCCGGGUUCGCUUCUCGCGGCCCAACACCACGCCGCCAAGCGCCUCACUAAUCGCUCUUCUCGAAGUUGACUUCACCCCCUAUUUUGACUGCGAGGUUGCCCUGGACAAACUCACCCUCGGCGUCACAGACGGCACUGUUGAAGACCUCAACAACCAAGAGGGGAUGGCUCUCCCCCUUAGCUGCGUCGCCUACGACCACCUCACCUUCCUCUACAAACUGGCCCCCCAGCAACGCGAUAUUGUCAGUAAGAACCUCGCCCGCGAGCUCAUCAUCACCAUUGAAGUCGUCGUCCUCGUCCGCCCAGACAAUGAACCAGACCCCUGCACGCCCCGCCUAGUCAUGACCUGGUCCACCGCCCUCGAUUUCACGCCUCCCGUCAACCCAGGCUUCGGCCAGCCUAAACCCACCGCCAUCCAGCGCGCCCAUCGACCUAGUCAGCUCUCCAUAAGCGGCGGUGUCGACUCCCAGCCGCUCGUCUCCCCCUCCGUCAUCCGACCCGACGCCCUACCCUCCCUAGAAGCAGCCACCGCCCGGCCGCUCGAGACCGCCCUCCCCGACUUCGGCAUCACCAUGACCUUCACAGGCCCAACCCAACCCGUACGUCUCGGCGAGGAGUUCGUGUGGACCGUCUUCGUCGUCAACCGCAGCAAGCCCGACAUGCCACCGCCGCCAUCAGCGCCCCCCUCGGCCCUGGCGCGUCACGCCGCCGCCGCCGCCGCGCGCAAGCUCAUGCUCGUGCCCGUCCCGCGCCGCCGCCCGUCGUCGACGCCGCCGAGCUCGUGUGCCUGUCGGCCGACGUGCGGGUCGGUCCGCUGGCCCCCAACGCGUGCGCCGUCGCCGAGCUGCGCUUCCUGGCCCUCCGGGAGGGCGUCGUGGGGCUGGAUGCCGUGA
Messenger RNA from Chaetomium globosum CBS 148.51, 1713 nucleotides. RefSeq lists its product as uncharacterized. Gene Ontology annotation, biological process: intra-Golgi vesicle-mediated transport. Gene Ontology annotation, cellular component: TRAPPII protein complex; trans-Golgi network. The record is from RefSeq and is a predicted model, not a curated record. The transcript is spliced from 3 exons. NCBI's taxonomy places the organism in Eukaryota, Fungi, Ascomycota, Sordariomycetes, Sordariales, Chaetomiaceae. The coding region runs from base 1 to 1713 and encodes 570 amino acids.